Molecule: messenger RNA, 722 nt
Organism: Etheostoma spectabile (orangethroat darter)
Lineage: Eukaryota; Metazoa; Chordata; Actinopteri; Perciformes; Percidae
Product: CMRF35-like molecule 9
Exons: 4
Coding region: 51-722 (223 amino acids)
Cellular component (GO): plasma membrane
Molecular function (GO): transmembrane signaling receptor activity
Source: RefSeq, a predicted model, not a curated record
UACCAGUGAAGAAGAAAGAGAGGCAGCGUUAAACCAUCAGAUCCUCCAACAUGAACGUGGGUCAGUCUCUGAUCUGCUUCUUCUUCCUCACACUGCAGGAUGGAAACAUCGGUCUCAUCAAUGCAGAAAUCAUCCAGAGAACAGGAACUGAAGGAGGAGACAUCACAAUUAAAUGCACCUUCAGUAUAUUUGGAAACACAAAAAUCUUCUGUAAGGAUGAAUGUGAAGACGGAGACAUUCUCAUUGAGACAGAAAAGGACACAGAUCACAGAGGCCGAUACAGUAUUGAAUAUAUAAAGAUUUCAACAUUUUCUUAUGUUCUGUAUGUGAGCAUCAGAAACCUGACUCAGUCUGACUCAGGACGGUACAGAUGGGGUUUGGUUAGAUCAUUCUCAUCAUCAUACUGUGAGAUUGAGCUCCGAGUUCCAGAGGCUCCAACCUCUCCUCCCAGACCUUCUCCACCAUCAGUCCCAUCAUCCUCCACACUGAUGACAUCACAGAGUUUCAGCUCCACACCUUCAUCAUCCUCCUCACCUUCAUCAUCCUCCCCUGAAGCCAGCGAGCCUCGAAAGAAACACCCAGCUUCAGGUAUGAAACAGCUCGUAGGGCGCUCCAUCUCAGGCAGGGUGGAUGUUCACAUGGACGACUGUGUCCUGGGCCACUGUCCACUGAGGGUCUUUUGCAACAACGGGGACGGGGUCUCUCAGACUCCAUUACAAUGA